AUGUCGGAGCGGCGUGUGCAAUACCAAUACACGCCAUUCUACAACAAAGCAGCACGGUAUCCAGAACUUCCGGUAGUACGUCGUUUUGGUGCACAGGUGACGAAGGUGCUUUAUGACGAUAUCGAAGACCUUUUGCAGAAGGAAAAAGAUGUUGGUGAUGCCUUGGCACGAGUCCGGACUCCUAAUACCGGCGUCACGUUCUUGGACUGCCCUAGAAGCGUCGUGAAGCGGGAGAAUCCAGAGGUGUACGACGGGGAAUGGCAAGAGUUCGAAAAAUGUCUUCGGGACUAUGGUCGUGAUCUCUUACAGGCUCAUGAGCUAUUCAAUCUACCUAACCAAGACCCGUAUUUUACCAAACAUUUUGCUGAGUAUCGGGAGCUGUUUGAGAAUGAUGUUUUCGGACCUACUGGGGAAAAGGCUAGCGUGUACAAGGAUCAUAGUCCACCUGAUGAUAUCUGCGCCUUGAAAGCAGUGCCUAAGGAAGACUACGUCACUACUCUUGUCAAGGACAACAUCGAUUGGAUUGAAAGAAAUAUAUUGAGUCAUCUUCGGAGGCCCUGGACUUUCCAAAAGCAUAAACAACAACACCGGGAGACUUUCGUCCAUCUCAGUACCGUCAAGUCGAUUAUGGACUGGAGCACAUGUGUUUUUAGUCCUAUCCUGUUUACGGCGACCAUCUUUACUCUCAUCUGGAUCAAGCCCUUGAACUCUCGUGUCUUAAUCAUAUUCAUCUUUGGGGAAAUCUUUGCCUUGGUAAUGAAAUUGCGUGGGGUCUCGCGGGGAGAAAUAUUUGCUGCUACUGCUGGGUACUUUGCGGUCGCGUCCAUGUUCGUCUCAACAACGAGCAGCAGCUCUGUUAAUCAGUGAGGCUUUGAUGUUGUGGGUUCCUUCGGUGGCGUGGAAAGUUACGAGG
Molecule: messenger RNA, 913 nt
Organism: Lindgomyces ingoldianus
Lineage: Eukaryota; Fungi; Ascomycota; Dothideomycetes; Pleosporales; Lindgomycetaceae
Exons: 2
Coding region: 1-867 (288 amino acids)
Source: RefSeq, a predicted model, not a curated record